Messenger RNA from Anoplopoma fimbria (sablefish), 1295 nucleotides. RefSeq names its product endoplasmic reticulum protein SC65-like. Gene Ontology annotation, molecular function: collagen binding; protein binding. Lineage: Eukaryota; Metazoa; Chordata; Actinopteri; Perciformes; Anoplopomatidae. Bases 1 to 1290 code for a protein of 429 amino acids. Gene Ontology annotation, biological process: collagen fibril organization; peptidyl-lysine hydroxylation. The transcript has 7 exons. The record is from RefSeq and is a predicted model, not a curated record. Gene Ontology annotation, cellular component: endoplasmic reticulum.
AUGGUUGCAUUGUGCGUAAAAGGAGACGCGUUGCCUACUUUGCUAUGUUUGACCUUUGUCUUUAUGACAGCUGCGCAAUAUGAAAACUACAAUUUCAGAAAUUUCCCCACAGAGGAGCUUAUGCCUCUUUCCACUGCGUUUGGAUUGGCUUUGGAUCAUUACGCAGCAGAAAACUGGACUGGAUCCAUCGAAUAUUUGGAAUUGAGUUUGCGUUUGCGCCGCCUGCUUAAAGACAGUGUGAGAUACUGCAUGCUGCACUGUAAUAGUACCAAACAUGAAGGACCGUGCUUCACAGGAAACCAGGACCUCCAAGGCUACUGGCACGCAAUGAUGAGAGCUUCCUGUCAGAAGAAGUGCAGAGCGCAUUUCCCUGCGUUGCAGCUGCCUCCACCUGGAAGAGGGAUCCUGGAAGAUUUCAGCAGAAGGUCUCCUUACAGAUAUCUGCACUUUGCUUACUCCAGGUUGAAUGACCUGCAGAGCGCCGUCCCGUGUGCCUACACCUACCUCCAGAAGAACCCAGAGGACCAGGAGAUGCACCAGCUGAUGGAGGAGUACAAGAGCCAGUACAACCUGAGCGGCUACCUCACCGACCACGAAGGACAAACAUACGAGGUCUCUUUUCUGAGAGGAGUAAACCUCGUCAAUUCAGGUGACUACAGCAGCAGUGUUGAACACAUGGAGGAGGCUCUGAGGCUCUACCUCCAUGAAUAUGACCUCUGUCAGGCAGACUGUGAAGGGAUCAGUCAACUUUCAACACACAGUGACUUCUAUGCAGUCAUAGCAGAUGUUUAUGUUGGGACAUUACACUGUAAGCUGAAGUGUGAAGAAAACUUGAUGCCUAAUGUUGGUGGUUAUUUUGUGGAGAAAUUUGUGGCCACAAUAUACCACUACCUCCAGUAUGCCUAUUAUAAGUUGAACGACGGCCGCAGUGCGUUGCCCUGUGCGUACAGCUACUUCCUGUUUGAUCCAGAAGACCAGGUCAUGAAGCAGAACCUGCAGUACUAUAAAGCCUACAGUGAGCAGUGGGGCCUUCAGCCCGAACACUUCACACCCAGGAUGGAGGCUCUUAGACACUACAACCACACUGUCACUCUAAAGCAGAUGCUGACAUCUGCAGAAAAGUACUUAAAGUUGGAUGAUGAGGAUUUUCUGGGAUCAGAGGAAGCUGCACUUCUGUCCUCUGAGUCUCCAGAUAUUGAGUUUGAAGGGAUGGGAGACUACGAGGAGUCCAUCUAUGCUGACUGGAGACAGCAGAAGGGAAAAGGAGACGCUGGGGAGCCAAAUAUCUGAAGAGA